AUGAUCAGCUUGACUUUCUGUAGGUGCUGCUGCUUCACUACCAACGUAGUCCUAGUGGCUUGGGUUGUUUUGCUGACAGUUGAGAACAGUACUCCCUGGAAGCAGUGGGUCCCCCGCCUCCGCCUCUCAUAUCAAGGUAGGACUUGUCUUGCCAGUCUUUCAAGUUAGUUCCUAGGAUGGACACCCUGAGCCAUAACUAAUCCACACAGGAGGACAAAGACAAGGCAGAUGCAGGCUGUGUAUCUGACCUAAGGGUUCCCCCCCACACCUUCCCCUUUGUCACAUUCACUAAUCCAAAAUCCUCGUCCUGUGACCCUCUCUGAAAGUUAAGCCUCUUCUACUACCUCAGGCAUCUGAAUAUAUGCAAUCCAUUCAAGCCACAUUAAUAUAGGAUGAACAGUCCAUCUGAGACUCUUUGUUCUGCUCUUUUGUACUUUCUAAUCUUAAAUGACUUGCAGGUGAACUCUCUGGGCCCUUCCAGGUGAGCACAAUAGAUGCGCAGAUGUUAACUUAUUCUGCUGGGAUCUAGAGGAUCCCCCAAAGGCGCACUUUUCUAUUGUUUCCCGAGACAGAUGGAUGCCAACCAAUUCAGAGCAUCUGGACAUUUUUUUCCAAUUAGCUUGUGUUGCAGAGAUUUUGCUUCUCUCUUUUUUCUUCUUCCUUCAAGUGGCAAACUUGUGUAGAUGAGAGUAAGUAUGAUACUGUCAACACCACAAUCUGGUCGGCACAUUGAAUGUGAUAGUUUUGUGUGAAAUGCAGUGGCCUCAAACAUCACAAAGAUACAUUGGACAGUGGUAGGGAUGGGAGAGGAAUUGGUUUGAUUUGCAUUUUAAUGUGAGCCUACCUAAUUUGCACUCCUAAAACAAUAAAAAUGCCAAAACACAACUAUUCCUCAAAAUUCACACUUCUCUAAAUGGUGUGAUGCAGUUCUCUAACCAAAACCUGUAUACCAGAAAGGCAAUUCUCUCUACAGCACUCAGACUUUUUGUGGUAUGCCUUUGUUGAACAGAGAGUGUUUGCACUGGGCUCCACACAACAGUGUUGGCUCUGUUUCCUGAAGCACCUAAAACAUCAAGAGCAAAACAAUGAGUAGCCCUUCUACCCUCUAGAAAUGCUCCAAUACUUCAUAUACCGUUAAAAAAGAAGCAGCUCUGGAAAUAUUGUGUCUAUGAAGUCCUUUUUAGGGCUGAUAAGACUAGUGAAAUUUUGCUUCUUUUUUCUUUUGCAGCAAUUUUCUAGACAUUGUGUGGUGGCUGCAAUCUUUUUUCCCCCUUGACAUAAGCCCAGUACUUCUAAGCAGAGCUGUAACAUGCAGUAAUUCUAUAUGUGCAAACUUUUCUGGCCUGUGGAAGCAGUGAUGGGUGGAAAUGUGCCAGCUUAUUUUCUGCUUAUCAUGACUAUUAUAUUCACUGAAAUUCUGUGAGAGGUACAUUUUUUUAAAGUGACAACCAACCCCGGCAAAGUGCUGCUUUGGAGGUAAUAGUGCUGAUAGAAAAAAAUUAGAUACAUCCAAUAUUCAUAACAUGUUUUGGACACAAAAAACUACAUGGAGAUUAGACUAUACAGUCAUACCUUGGAAGUAAAAUGGAAUCCGUUCCGGAAGUCCGUUCAACUUCCAAAAUGUUCGGAAACCAAAGCGUUGUUUCUGACUGGCUGCAGGAAGCUCCUGCAGCCAGCGGCGGAGCAAACAGAUUGGGUGCCUGGGGCGGCUCAUGCCCUGUGCCUGGGGGCGGGGCCAGCCACCCACUGGGGCACCACGGGGUCUCUGAGAAGUCUGCCUGCCUCCUCCAACUCAGCCGCCCUACAACUGAGGGGGAAGCAAUGGGCAGCCUGGGGCAGUGCGGAGCCUACGGGUGCUCAAGCCACUGCCUCACUCCCAGGAGAGACGUGUGGCUCGGGCGCACUGCAGGCUCCACAGUGAGUGCUGCCACCAUUUUGUCACCUCCCUCAGUGGGAUCACCAGGGGCAGGCUGCACCUACUGCAUCUCCCUUGCUACGCCCCUGCCUGCAGCCAGUUGGAAGCCAUGGAAGCCCCAUCAGACAUUUGGGUUCCAAAGAACGUUCACAAACCAGAAAACUCACUUCCAGGUUUACAGCGUUCGGGAGCCAAAACGUCCGAGUACCAAGGCGUUCAGGAUUCAAGGUAGAACUGUAUCUUGUCUUUAUUGAGCGUUCAUCCUGAUUUGUUUGUGGGAAGGAUAUACAGCAAGGGGCAUUCAUUCUAAUUUGCUUGUGCAGUGUUUAUGUAUCUUCUCAUUAAUCAUCCCUUCAUUCCACACUUUUCAGUACAUUUCCACAUCACUCCUAACCACAAAAAGUCAUUUAAAAUAAAUUGAAUUUGUUGUGCUAGGAGAACAGAGCAUUUUAAUCCUAUUUAAUUGCACAAGCCUAAAUUUCCAUUAUGCACGCCAAUCUCUCCCACAAAAUGCAGGCAGUCUGGAGACAACCAAAGGCAGGAUCAAUAAGAGAAAUGCAAGGCAGUCGGGUGGAUCUUAUUUACAAAGGAAGUACCAGUUAAUGGAUGCAGUGGAGCUUUGAUGCAUUACUGCUAAUUCUAGGUAGAGUUAAUUUCCUUAACUAGAACUCAGAGAGUGGAGAUAAACAAUAGAUUUAAAGAGAGAUGAAAGUGGUUUGACAGAUGGAGGUUUUAGGAUGGGGUGAUAGAAAGCAAACUUAGACAAAAAGAGACCACCAGAUUAAUGUGGUCUGCAAUGGGGCCAAACAUUUCCAAAGCACAGAGUUUCAGAUAUACUGCCAGCAGUGAUAACAGGCCACAAAAAUUAAACAAAUCGAUCUGGCUUUCUUUGAAAAGCAAACAGCUGAAAGGCUUUAGCUGGAUAGAAAUAGAACUUCAAAGUGUGUACUAGGGUCAGACAUGCUAGAAAAAUGCUUAAUAUUUGGUCUCAGCUAAAAGGAAGUUCCCAGCUUGCAGAGGACCAAGGGGCAAUGAAGACAAUGGCAGGAGGUGUGACUCACAGAUAUCAAACCAAGUUCAAGGAUACAAGGAAUGACGGGGUUUACAUUUGGAAAGUCCUCGGAGGCGCCCUCCACCCUGGGAGUAGAAUAGGUGGGAGGGAGAAAGAAACAGAUGGGCCGGCCAAAAGGAAAUGAGAAAACUCAAGGCAGGGAGUGCAAAGGAAAGAUGUGCUUGAGAGAAUAAGGCCAAAAACAAUAGCCCACCACAGCAGCAAGACGAUGGCUUUCCUAGUGUUGUCAAUGGGGAGUGUCAGGAUUGUGGGGCCCAGUGCAGUGGCAAGAGCACAAGGAGGGGCCGUCCUUUUUCUUUCUCUAUUUAAAUAGCAGUUAUCACAGCUAGAAAAACAGAAGCAUUGAAUGAAAACAUGGUAGCUUUCCUUGUUUUUGUUCCUUGUUUUGGAGCCUUCUUUUGUUUGAGAAAGUAUUCUGCACAACUCAAAAGCUUGCUUCCCGAAGUUUUUGUGUAAAAUCGGCCCCAAUAAGACGAUGAUGUCACUUUCAUUCUCUUUCACACUAGCACUGCUCAUCCCCAUUGAACGGCUGCUAAGAGGAUGGCAAUGUCUCCCCUCCCACUCCCAGCCAGACUCCACCUUUCUAUGGGAUGGAAGGGACAUAUGCCAAAGGGCGAUGGGUCUACACUACAGCAUCACACAGUUUCUGUCUCAUGGCUCCCUUGCCCAAAUGAAAACGGAACGAAUGAAAGAGCCAGAAAGAAAGUAUACUUAGCAAUAAAGGUUCUCAGACAUGGUUCUCUGCUCUUAGUCUGGUUACCCUAGUAUGUUUUUGCUUUUUUAAAAGUGAUGUGGAUCAGUUAAUUUCCAUGUGACAUUCAAUCUGUCUCCAGCAACAAUUGCACAUAGAGAGUGCAAAGUCCACACACUGCAUCCCUUGAUGGGUUACUCAUUGUUCCUGUCAGUGUUCUACACUAAUAUUGCACCCACACCACAAUGUAGGCAGUUGUGUCUCUAUAUAGGCCUGUGUGGUGUAGUGGUUAAGAGCAGUAGUCUCGUAAUCUGGAUAACUGGGUUCAUGUCUCCACUCCUCCACAUGCAGCUGCCUGGUGACCUUGGGCUAGUCUUUCAUUAAUGCUCCUUGCAUUAUUAUUAUUAUCAGUGCUUUUUUUCUUUAAAAAAUGUUUAGGUGUACUCUCAUUUUGACUCAAGAAAAUCACCAUUUUAUAGUUCAAAUCGGGGAAAAUAAAUACAGUAAAUGGACAAAAGUACAGUCAUACCUUGGUUCUCUAACAGAAUGCCUUCCGGGAGACCAUUUGACUCCUGGAACCGUUCAAAAACCAAGGCACGGCUUCUGAUUGACUACAGGAGCAUCCUGCAGCCAAUCAGAAGCCACAGAAGCAGCGCCAGAUGUUCAGCUUCCGAAAAUCAUUCUCAGGAGAGCGUGAGCAGGCAUGGCAAUUGGGUUUUCUGCAGAUUAUCUUUUGUUAUGAUUUAUUGCUAAAGAGUGGGUUUUCUGGGGGAAAGUGGCAGGGCAAAGGCAAAACUACGCAGACCCAUGCCUAGAAAGCACGAGACAAGCAGGAAACCACUUGGACCCACCUGUGCUUUCUAGGCAAGGUACAGGUAGAAGUGUGGAUGAGCCCACCACCUUCAUAUUUCUGUUUGUAUGCUCCACCUUACAGACCUCCUGAGAUCAAACAGCUCUCAGCUGCUCUUGGACUCUGAGGAUGAGCUGGCACUCCAGACACUACUUGUGGACGAAAAGAGGGCAUGGCUGAUGGCAGGCGCUAAGGACCACAUAUUUUUGCUCAACCUUGACAGCCCCAACAAAGAGCCACAGAAGGUCAGAGUGCCAAAGGAGGUUGCUUUGGGGUGGGGUGGGAAGGGAGAAAAACAGAAAACGGCCAUCAGGAUUUGGUCCAUGUGCUAUACAGGGAGUGUGGGGAGAGAAGUGGAAGGGACGUCUCAUUAGGUGAGUGAACCUCGUUUCCCAUGUGCAUAUCCCACUUACUGCUGCAAAGGAUUCCAUCCACAUUCUUGGUUGUGUUUUCUCUUCCAGAUUUUCUGGCCAGCUCCUAGAGAGCAAAUGGAGCACUGCAGACUGGCUGGGAAGAAUCCUAAGGUAAAAAUGGUGGACUUUAGGCUCCAUGGUUUAGGUUGAGGUGCCUCCUGAACGAUCUGUGAUCACUAACUACAAUGCAAUCCUAUACAUGCUUACUCAGAAGUAAGUCCCACUGAACUGAUGUUGAUUUUGUUAUUACCACCAUCAUUAUUUUACAAAGUUAUAAACUAUUUUAUAACCUGGGGCCAUCAAAGCAGUAUACAACACAAAAAUAAGAUAAAAUACUACAAAAACUAUAAAUCCUAAAACCAAAAAACUAUUCUUACAUGCUCUAAAGCCAUUCAUACAAAUGUACAAUUAAUAGUCUAUAAUUCACUGAGGCUUACUUCCAUGUAAGUAUAGGAUAUAGGAUUGUAGCUAAGAAUGUAUAAAGACAUUCGUUUAGUGAUUUGUGGAUGUGCACAGGCAGGAGCAACUUCUCAAAUGGUAAGUAGAUGAGUAAAUCAGGCUAUGGCCUCAAUCCAGCAUCAGUAGCUUGUAGGGCUGGGCAACAUAUCAAUAUAUCGUCCAAAAUCAGUUUGAAGUUCACAUCAUGAUAAUUGUUUCAUAAUAUUUGAGCUGGCAAUGUAUUGCUGAAUCACAAUGUGUGUUAGGGGCUAGGCGAUAUUUGGUUUUCAGCAUUGUGAUAACUCACCAGCUAAACAUCGCAAUAACUCACCAGCAAAACAUUGCAAAGUUAUCAGCAGCUAAACCUCACAAUAUCACAAUGAGUUGAUUGAUAAUAUCACCAUUUCUCAGUUUUAGACCCUUAAGUAGUAGCAGCUGCCAGGACAUUGUCCUGUUUGCCUCUGCAUAGCUCCUUCCUUAUUUCAGAUAUCGUAAUAUAUCGAUAUAUUGCAAUAUUGGUUUUGAAAACCAGAUUUUGAAAACCAGCUAUCGCCCAGCAAAUACCGUUAGAUGCAGAUCUUGAAAAUAGCUUGUAAGUCAGAUACUUCCUUUCCUUUCAUGGUGGGAAUACUGGGUCAAACCAAAAAUGUUCAAGUAAAAUGCUGCCAUCUUUUACAUCUUUGACUCCUUUACUAGAUGGAAUGUGCCAAUUUCAUCCGCUUUCUCCAGCAUUUCAACAGCACUCAUGUGUUUGCCUGUGGAACAGGCUCCUACCAGCCCAUAUGUGCCUUCAUAUAUCUCAGAGGUGGAGUGGAGGUGAGUUGCAUCCACAAGGCCAGUAUUACAGGUAUCCGAAUCUAGAUGCGGUAUAACUCAUUCUGCAUCCAACUUCUCCCUCUAUGCAUACUAUUGUAUAUUUGAGAGCAAGGGAAUGACUGUCGCAUUGACUUCUUGCGUCAGAUAAAAAAGCCAGCAUUAUCUUUUUACCUGUGUUUUGCAAUAUCACCUGCUUCUCUGAGGAACAGGGAAUUCUUUCACAGAGACUCUUUUCUGAUGCUUUCCAUAGUAAGGAAGGAAGACAGCUGCCCACUCUUCCAGCCUUUUUCAGAAGAUGUCUUGUGCAUUUGCUCUUUCUGCAGACAGUACAAAAACAUUUUGUAGAGAUACCCAGAAUGUAUAAGUGAUGAGGGAUUUAGGAGACAAUCACUUAUUCUCUUCAGGUAUUAUUAACUUCCACACCAGCAUUCUGCCCUCUCUAGUAACUCCAUGGCAACCAUCCCAGCAGUGGAUGAAAUCCUGUAAUCUGUUCACUUGGGCCAAUCCUGCCAAUUCCAGUCAGACUUUGGCAUAAUACCCUAGACACAGGCUUAAGGCCAUUCUUGACUCUUUGGAUUAUGUUGGUCAAAGGCCAAAUUCUUUGGAUUAGCACAAUACGAGUAUAAAUAAUAAGUGGGCACCAUAUUGCUUGGUAUUUUUAUACCUGAUUUCAAGGUUUCAAACAGCUUCAAAUCAAUCACCUCAUUAAUCCUGUUAAUUUACGGUGAUGGUCUCUCCUAAGGAAAUUGAUUGUUUAAGAUGUGUAAGGCUUAUCCACACUUACCUUUCCUCCAUGCUUUCCAGGCCUGGUCCCCACUUUAAAGCUCUGUAUCUGAAUGUUGUUGUUUCUUUUGCUCUGGAGCUUUCCCUGCAAAAACUCAUUCUUUACUGCUGAAUCAUGAGCAAAUGGCAAUCCGUGAAAAAACAGUCAAAGGUAGUGUUAAAGGGCAGUGGUGAAAUGGGAACUGAAACACAUUGGGCAAGAAAGUCCAAAGCACACAAAUGCACAAUGUACAUGGGAGGCUGAGGCCUUUUUGGUGAUGUAAAGUACAGUAUAAAAAAGAGAGAGGAACUUCAGAUAAUCUAACAAGUUAACCUUCUGCUUUUCUAGACUCAGCCCUCUGAAUGCCAGUUGCUGGGAAUCACAAUUUGGGAGAGUCCUCUUUCAAACUUCAUAUACAGUAGUACCUCGGGUUACAUACGCUUCAGGUUACAUACGCUUCAGGUUACAGACUCUGCUAACCCAGAAAUAGUACCUUGGGUUAAGAACUUUGCUUCAGGAUGAGAACAGAAAUCAUGCUCCGACAGCGCGGCAGCAGCAGGAGGCCCCAUUAGCUAAAGUGGUGCUUCAGGUUAAGAACAGUUUUAGGUUAAAAACGGACCUCUGGAACAAAUUAAGUACCUAACCCGAGGUACCACUGUAAGUGUCUUGUUGGCCACUGUGAGAACAAGAUGCUGGACUAGAUGGGCUUUUCUUAUUCACUUCAAAGUAAAGAGAAGCAAAAUAAAUAACUCUCCUGGCCUGCAUCAUUAGAGUUCCAACUGUAUGAUAAAUUUUUCAAGUAUGUUCAGUAAAGGGCAGCUCCAUAGCACUGAAAAAACAACCAAUCUGGAACUUCUGUGAGGUUGCCACUCUGUGGAAAAGCUUCACAGCAUGCCUAAACCACUUUUACAAUAUUAGCACCAAAGGCAAGGUAGGUAGUGCUGACUAUUUGAGUCAUAGAGGUGGAGAAGACCAAAAAUAAUUUAGUCUAACCUCAUGCCACAUGCCACCCAUCCAUUUGAGCCCCUACAGAACCAUCCACACAGUCCACACUGCAAUGGGUAUCACUUGCAGGUGACAAGUGCACCACAGUAGGAUACUCCUGUGGCAAAUAGUUUGGGUGAGAGCAAAGAGAGUGGAAAGGGGUGAUGACGGUGGUUAAAAUAACAGCCUGCACCUUAAAACUCUCUAGUUCAGGAGGUUCCCUGGAGAGCAGCCAGGACUGCUGAGCCAAUUUCUUUGAAGUGUAAAACAAUCUCUGCUGUGAGCAUGAUUGCUCUGUUUACAGUGAUGCUUAUGAAAUCUUUUCCAUGGUCCUCUGCAGGAACCAGUGGUGCCAGCUAUGCAGCUGGUGACGUCCUCCAUAGAAUCUGGAAGAGGCAAGUGUCCAUACAGCCCCCAUGAGCCUUUCACAGGGCUGCUCAUAGGUAAGAGGGACUGUGAACAGAAAGCAGGCAUGAAACCUAGACAAGGGCUUCUUGUAUCCAAUAGCAUCCCUCGACUGACAGAAUGCUAUUUGAUUCAGCAGAGGUUUCUAGGACCCAAAGUCAGGAGGAAGAAGCAUCCAUUUUUCCAGAUCUUCCUUUAUCCUGCAGGCCACCGACCACACUGUUCCAAAAGGUCCCCCAAACUUCUUCGUAUUUUGAGGUGGGGGAGAGGGAAGAGGGAAUAAGCAAAAAUGACCUCCCUCCCCUUUUCACUAAUGUAGGCCUUCUCUGGAUCGAUCAGAGCACAAGUGGAUCCAAGCCAAUAUAUGCUAGGAUCAUUUAAGACAAAUGCAAUAUAUAUUAACAGGUUUUGUUCUAGCAGUGGCUUUUGCAAUCUUUGUCUCUGUGUGCAUCAUUUCUUCAGUGGCAGAAAUGGGGAACCUCAAGCACAGGGAGCACACGUGGCCCUCUUCUCUGUCCGGCCCUUGGAACUCUCCCCAGGCCACACCCCCUCCCAAGUCACACCCCUCAGCCCUAUUUUGCCAUCCUCCUUGGGUGUUUCUGUCUGGCUGGAAUGUGCCCCUGAACUUCCUGCUUGUCUACGUGGAUGAUAGAGAAGGAUGUGCGAUUAUGAAGAAACUAGCCCUGUUCAAAAGACUAAAAUGCACAUUCAUUGCUCUGCUGACUUUACUCCUGCCCUGCCCACCACUGACAUGUGUCCCCCUCCCCGAAGGUCGCCCAGAAGGGAAAGUGGUCCUCAUGUGGAUAAAGGUUCCCCACUCUCUGAUCCAUGGUCAAGGCCAGCACUUCCAUGGGUUGAGGCAAAAAAAAAUUGUUUCAGGCAGCAGAUCCACCCGCCCCACCACUGGAAGCCCUGCCACAGCUUCCCCCAUGCCACCACUGCUGCUGCCACAACGUCCUUGCCCUAACAUGGCACCCUCACCACCACUGUAGCAUUGUGGCAAGGGUGCAGUUGGGGUGGCGGCGCAGGCAGCAGUGCAGGCACUGUGGCAAGGGCAGGGAAGAGGUCCAAAUCUGUUGGGAGCAGUGUUGGCAUAGCAUCAGCAGGGCAUUUUGCCUACAGCAGCAAAACGUUCUUGGACACCCCUGUCUCUGAUAUAUUAAUCCUCUUUCCCAUUAAUGCAUCUCCAUACUGAGUGAGGACUUUUCUAUUUGUUCAACACUUAGGAGGCGUCAGAGAGCAAUCAUACAUAAAUUGUUAGCCCAAUAUUAUUUGUCGUACUUAAAAUGUGCAGAGUGUAGGCAUGAAGCGAAAUAAACUUCCUUAGAGAUCUAGAAUGUAGCUUUUCUGCCAAUAUAUAUAUAUAUAUAUAUAUUUCUUUUUUGGAUUUGACAGAUGGGGAGUUUUAUUCAGGCACUUCUGUUGACUUCAUGGGCAGCAGUGCUGCUUUUUUCCGUACACAGCUUGACAGGGUUGACCAGAACUACAUUCGGACAGAACAGAACCAGGAUUACUGGUUAAAUGGUAAGUGGGUGAUGGCAGAAGCAGCUGCUCAGAAUAUGAUCUCUGUUAGCUAACAAGUCUGCCAUUAUUGUGCAGUUCUUCACCUACAGAGUGAUACAGCAAGGAUAUGGAACCUAAACCAGCUAAUGUGGCUGUGUUGCCAUCAUGAUAACAGAAGGGAGGAUAACUCACAACACUUCAACCCCAUUGCCUAAAAAUAUCAAAUCAAAUUCUUACAGUUCACUCCAAAAAAUAUUUCCAUGUAUUACCAUGAGAUCUCAGGGAGUUAUAAACAUAAUCUUCUUGGCACAGAUAAUAUAAAAAAAGUUGCCAUACAUUAUAGAAAGGAUGGGGGUUAGAAUUCCCUUUGGUUGCAUGAAUCUGGCACGUUAGCUGUUCAGCCAGGGCUACUGUCCAUGCCCAUUGCAUGGUCAUUUCCAUGCAUGCUGCCAUGAGGAGGAAUAUUAAAAGUUCUUUAUGUGCAAUUGGUGGAGCAGACAUGUCCUUUCUUCCAAGCAAAGCAAGUUGAGGGAAAGGUUGUAGGUCUGUUUUGUAUAUUAAACUCAAUCUUUAAACAACAAAAUCAAAAAUGGAUGGACAGAUUUACAUUGGCACACAAAUUAACUCAAUAGUUGUUCUGCCUGGAGAGAAAUGGGUGGGAUCUCUUGGUGACAGUGAUACUUCUGGACUGAGAUUGACUGAGUAGUGCAGAGAACUGAUUGACCAGAGAACAGGAGAUGGGUAGAAAUGUCUCCCUGAGCCACUCUACAUUCAGAGGGAUUGUGGAGGAAUGUGUGGAACAUAAAAAUGUGGGGCAAGAUAUCACCAGAAGCCUCCGCUCCUAUAGCCAUGCUACCCUGGAAAGGGGGGCUUCAGCAGCAGGGCAGCAGCCAGGGUAACAACACCUUCCUGCCUCAGGUGGCAAAAAAAGGACAGGUAGCCCACGAAUUUCAUAACUGGGUUUUCUUUUGUCCUUUUGAAAUUUUUUUGCAACCGUAGUUGUCCUCUUUUAUUGUUAUCUUGAUUUUUAAAAAUCAUUUAUUCAUACAUAUACAGUGGUACCUCGGGUUAAGUACUUAAUUCGUUCCGGAGGUCCGUACUUAACCUGAAACUGUUCUUAACCUGAAGCACCACUUUAGCUAAUGGGGCCUCCUGCUGCUGCUGCGCCGCCGGAGCACGAUUUCUGUUCUCAUCCUGAAGCAAAGUUCUUAACCUGAAGCACUAUUUCUGGGUUAGCGGAGUCUGUAACCUGAAGCUUAUGUAACCCGAGGUACCACUGUACAGGUAUAUAUAUUGUUCUGCCAGCAAUUUUUAACUAAAUUGUAGCUGUGACUCCUUGAUUUCUGCAUUGCAGGGGUGACCCUUGGAAUCCCUUCCAACUCAAAAAUUCUGUGAUCCUUUGACUUUUAACUGAAUUUCCCUCCUUGCAGAGCCUGUGUUUAUUGGUGCCUAUGCUAUUCCCGACACCUACAACCAUGAUGAUGAUAAGGUGUACUUCUUUUUCCGGGAGACUGCAGUGGAAGCUGGACAAUGGGAGAGAAGGCGCAUCUAUACCCGGGUGGCACGGGUCUGCAAGGUCAGUGAGGGGAGUCAACUGGACAACCCAGCUGUGAUUCAAAGAAUCAGCUCAGCCUAUAGGAACCAUUGCUUGCUGCUUUGAAUAUUUAGUGUUUGUCAAUAUGAUCAUGCUUUUAACAGGCCAGAAAGGGAUGAGCUGCUUUUUGUCUGAAUGUGAAUCCUUCUCAGAGUGACACUGGUACCCAGAUGCUGGGUAUAUAAAAUCUUUUUUUCCUCCUCCUGUGACGGGAGUUGGGAACUUCUGGCUUUCUAGAUGUUGAUGGACUUCAACUCACACAACUCACUCUUGAACUUGGUAACAUCUAAUUUGUAAUUUGUAAGAUUGCAUAUAUCUCUCAAAUAUUGAUUUGAGACUGGUACAUAUAUUCUUUGAGAUAUUUAGUGUGCAAUAUACUUUCAUUGUGCAUACAGAGUUUGUGCUUGAUGAAGACUCCAACUCGCAUCAGCCCUAGCCGGUAUAGUCAAUGGUCAGGGAUGGUGGAAGUUGUAGUCUGGAGAGCCAGAGGCUUCCCAUCCCUGUUCUGCAGCUUACAAUGUGGAUAAUUUUCCUUCUCCCUGUGUCUUGGAACAUGUAAAAUAAAAGCAUGGUACUCAUCUGAUAAGCGUUCUUUUCAUCAGGCAGAACAACCACCUUGAAAUCAGAAAGUGUGCAUUGAGAACCAGCCUGUGGUUGCAGCCAUGUUGUGGUUGCAAUCCCAUGUUGACUUGGGACUCCAUAGGAUUUCCUUCUGCAUUGAAGUAGGCAGAAAAGUGGGUGUUCCACUUUUGCCAGAAGGACUGGACAAUUCUGAUCAUCCAAAGUUUUAAGACAUACCAGUUGUGUGAUCAUGAUAGGGUUGAUUCCAGUCAAAGCAGUAGCUUGGGACAGGGACAUAGGCUUUCCAUAAAUGGAUGAGGAGAUUAUAGUCCUGACUGGCUCCUCUUUGUGGCUGGCAGAAUGAUGUUGGUGGGAAGCACAGCCUCAUCAAUCGUUGGAGCACAUUCCUAAAAGCCCGGCUGGUUUGCUCCAUUCCAGGUCUGCAGGGCACCGAAACACACUUUGAUCAGCUGGGUAAGUUUGCUUUGCGUUCUCUCAUUCUUUCCUCUGGUAAUCAGUGAUUACUAUUAUUGGUGGGAGAGACUUGCAUCCUGCAGUACUGGUUCAGCAUCGUUUUUCCACGCCUUCCUCUCUGCCCCACCUUGAACCUUGCUUGAGUGAGUGGGUGAAUCUGUGGGAAGGAAGUUCCUCCAUUUUACUUUCUCAAUGGCUGGAUGGCCAUCAUCAUAUGUAUUGGGGUGAGGACAUUAUUUCUUAAUGCACACAUGCUUAAUUUGAAAACUCUUUUCCACCAAACCUGCACUUUUCACUCUGAGGUGGGCAGACCAAUACUUGUGAUUGUACUUGUUUCUGGGGAGGGACUCUUUUCCAAUGUGCAGUCCUCUGUGAUCAGAAAUGAGAAAUGGGAAAUGUGGCCACUGCUGCAAGAGCACUGAGGGUUCAUUAAUACACAACAAUAUUUUACCAGACAUUAAGUAUUCAGUUGACGACACCCUUUUCUCAACAGCAAAAAUAAAGCACACCACAGUCACUACCCAACUCACAUCCUUAUUAUUUAAUACAAGACAUAGUGCAGUUAAUAAUUGAUGCUUUAUUUUCUGAUUAUUUACCAUUUAAUAGUUGUGUGUAGGUAUGCAUGCAUUCCCCUUUAAGCAAAAUACUUUGGGAAGACACACUAGUUUCUAGUUUAUCCAGGGUACAGAAUUCAACUUAUCUUGGGCUAAGACUCUUGGCACAGAAUUUUAUUUUUUCUAGUGCAGAGGAUACACCAUUCUGGUCAUAACUAAUACAGCAGGAUUUGAUGUGUUCUGCCCACCAGUUCCCCCCGACUCUGUCUUAACAGCUGCUGAAGUACCUGCUUAGGUGGUGUUAGGGUUUUUGGAGCUGAAGCUGCAAUUGCCAUAAGGGUGGAGACAUUGUUAUGAUUAGAGCUCUCCCUUGUGUUCAGUCUUCAAGACAGUUCUAGCAGCCAUCCACAGACCUCCUCAUCUCAUCUCAUGUGUUUCCCACCCCAAUGUUUCUUUCCAGAGGAUGUAUUCCUCCUUCACACCCGUAAUGCACAGAACCCUCUCGUUUAUGGCCUCUUCACAGUGUCAAGGUGAGUGUUAAGAUGAACAACCCACAUCAGGAAAUUGACUCAUUGUUUGUGCAAGCACCAGGUUUACUUCAGCAUUGACAAAGGCUAACACAUCAUUUAAACACAGUGCUUGUGCACAGAUACCUUAUGCAAUGAGUUUCCUUGGCUCUGAAUUGGAGGCAUGAAAAAGCACUACCAGACAAUCACUCUCCCCAAGUCCAAAUACUUGCAAAAUGUAGUGCACCUUGUUCUAAGUCACUCAUAAACAUGGGGGAGGUGGGAUGGGGUUUUGUGCAGUAUUCCAUUACGAAACACAAUACUCCACAAAGCAAAGAUCAACAUGGAGGACAGUUAGUGAGAACAAAGUGCUUCUCUGAAUCAGUGCUGGAAUGCAGGAAGUGUUAAAAGAACAUCAUUUGAAGGGAAACUAAUUCUUUAAAGAUAGACCCUUCUGUGAUGAUUUAAUGCAGAGGUAGGGAACCUGAGGUCCUCCAAAUCCUUGAAUAAAGUGCCUAUUUUCUAAGGUAGAAACCUUUCAACGUAACAGUUUUUCAGGUGCGCACAAUGCACGUACCAUAUAGCCACAGCAUCAGUAGAGUAUGAUUCUAGGAUUUGCCAGUUACUCCCCCCCCCUCUUCUUUCCCAGUGGCAUUUUUAGUGGCUCUGCUGUGUGCGUUUACUCUUUGGCAGCCAUUCGGGCUGCUUUCAAUGGACCCUUUGCACAUAAGGAAGGCUUGGACUAUCAGUGGGUGGAAUUCAAGGGACGGAUCCCCUACCCCCGCCCUGGAACGGUACGUCCUUAAAACACAAAAGUUUCAGCCGGGGAUGGGGAGUUCAGAAUCUGAUUCAGUUUGCAUUUAAAGGUGAGCCUAACUAACUUGCACUUUCUGGAGCAAUAAAAGCAAAACCAAACAGCCUUCCUUCAGCGCUUGCAGUUUUCCACAUUUUGCAAUGCACAUACUGGAGUAAAGUGUGCUUAGAAUUCCUAUAGUAGUGAAAAUGACAUACACAAAUGCAUUGUUAGUUAGGGAAAGUUGCUUUGCAAAAAGGUGUAUAGUGGGCAAAAUUGCAUAGGAACGUUAGUAUAAAUUUGUACUAAAAUGCUGAUGAAUUGUCAUGAAGACUUUUUUUUGCCAGCCCAUAAAUAGGGAGGUUGGAAAGAACUAGGAGACAGCCACAUAUUGGUAGGUUAUUUUGCUUUCCAUUGCUCCAUUGCUUUCGUUAUUUUGCUGCUACAGAACAAGAAGGCUACUUAUUGUGGAACUUGAAUCCUGUACUGUCUUGUACCCUUUCCCUCUUUUUAUGUCCUCAUUAUUUCUCUGCCAGUGUCCCAGCGAAACAUAUGACCCACUCCUCCAGUCAACAAAGGAUUUCCCUGAUGAAGUGAUUGGCUUCAUGCGCACCCACCAUCUGAUGUGGGACCCCGUCUAUCCACUCCAUUGGAAGCCUGUUCUGAUGAGAGCCAAUGUAGUCUUCCAGAUCAAGCAGAUGCUGGUGGACAGAGUGGAGACAGAGGCUGGACCUGUUGAUGUCCUCUUCCUUGGAACAGGUAGAGGGUGCUAGCUAAAGAUGUCCGCCUCUCUUUGUGACACACUACAUUACAAUGGUCUUUUUUCCAUGGGCCCUUUGUGUCCUUUCCCGCUCAGCAGGCAAAGGAAGGUGAGGGAUGGUAGUGCCCAAACGCCAUGAUGUCAUGAUGAAGGAAGAGAGAUUGUCGCAGUAAUUUAGGAGUUUGCCCAGUCAAAAUGCUGUAAGAUCUGACAACUUUAUAUUUUGAAACGGUCCCUGAUGUUAUUCUGGAAAGCUUUUAACAAAGAACUGCCUGUCCCUAAGAAUCUCACCUCAGUAGGUACUGCAUUAGAUCAGAUAGGAGCUCCAGAGGUAAGGAUUUGAGGUACCAGGCUAAAGAGGUUCAAGGUUGUGAUCCUAAACAUACUUGUUGGAAGUAUAGCCAUCAAAUUUGAUAGAUUGACUUCAGAGCAAAGAAGAGUUUUAGAAUGGCCUAACAAGAAACUGAAAGUGAGAGUUUUUGCUAAUUGUUACAUUACAAUUAUAUGUCCGGUUGAGACUUAGGGUGCAAUUAGAUAUGGUGGUGGCAUGAUUCAACCCAAAUCAUGCAAAAUGUCUACAAAGCAGCAGGGCUUGGAGAGGGGAAUUUUUAAAUGGAUACUACAGCACGGGAGUGUGGUGAUGGAAGCCACGUCUUUCCACUGCCUGUGUUUGUGGCCUUGAAGCUCUUUUCCUCACCAUUUUUCUCCCUAUGAGGGUUGCUCCCUAUUGCAGAUCCCCACUAGGAGAAACACAGCUGGAGAGAAGCAAAUGUAGGAAGCAGGUUAUGGAUGAGGAGGAAGACCCAUUUCACCCCUCCCCACCCACGUCAUGCUGAUCUCUUUCUGCUCUUUAAGGGGAAAGAGCAGUGUGCCAGUACUGGAUGUCACCAGCCCAUGAGUGGGCAUUCUUUGUACACUGCCAUUCUAUUUAUUACAAAGCCUUGUUGCAGUUUUUGUCAAUGUUUUUGUUUAUUAACAUGAGUAUAAUCUGAAAUAAGAAGUGACCCUUCUGAUUGCUAAUUGAAGCAUAAUUUUCCUACUAGCAGUGAUUUCUUAUAGGGGGGGAAAAGGUGCCGGUACUGUGUACCCCUGAGUAUCCCCAGAAAAAAAGCACUGCCUACCAGUAAAAAUAUGAUUCUCUACAAAGUAUUUAUUGAAAGAUACACAUUUUAAACAAAUAUAAAAAUGUAAAGUAGGAUUCCAGAAACUACAGGCUGUCAUUUUGGACAGGGAUCACUGAAAACAUCAGCUUGGUACAUUGCAGCUAUCAAAACAAUGCUAGAAAUUAUUAGCAAAGAGAUGAAAUAUAACAAAGAAAAUAUCAUAAUAGCUCUAUAUAAAUAUGCUUGAUGAGUCCACAUCUUGAGCACAGCAUGCAACUAAUCUGAUCGUGAUAUCCCAAGAAAGACUUAUCACAGCCAAAAAAUUGUAUGGAAAUAACACAUUAUUAUUGCUAUGGAAUACCUUCCAUAUGAAAAUCUUCCAUACAAAAGAGUAUGGAAGAAAGUUGUGGGAUAUUGUCAGUGUUCAGCAGUGUUGUGCACUGAACAACUAUUAUUAUUUAUUAAUCACGUUAUCACAUAUUCCCAAAGCAUCUAAUUCAGUAUUGUUUACACUGAUUGACAGCAGCUCUCCAGGCCUUCAGGCAAAGGACAUUCCAAGCCUUGCCAGGAGAUGCCAGGGAUUAAUAGAAUCAUGGAAUUGUAGCAUUAGAAGCUGGGACCUUCUGCAUGCAAAGCUGUGUAGCACUCACAGUGUUCUGAAGCCUCUGCUGCAUGCUGAGAGUAAUGCAGGAACAAUGGGUGCCUCGUUUCUAACAUCCUGUUCUUCAUACCUUGGAGUAUCCAAAACUGGCAUCUUUCGGAGAUAGUUUACUGGACUCAAAUAAACUGCUUUGACUAACUUUGACCUAACCAAUUCCGUGCAGCAAGAACUGGUGCAGUUACCCCGUGAUAUGUCCUUACAUCUUAUUCUGCAGAUGAUGGCAAAGUACUAAAAGUGGGGAUUGCUGGCAUAGGAGGCCAAGACCCUCAGGAAAUUAGCUUGGAAGAGAUCAGUGUUUCAAAGGUACUGUGGAAAUCUCAUUGAUCCUUAAAAGCCUUUUUGUUUAUGGAUCCACCAAGAAAGUGCCAUGUUGCCAGACGUAACUUGUGAUGAAUUUUUGCUGAUUGAAAAUAGAGACUUUGUCUAUUAUGGGGAUGGUGGUUGCACCAAUCAACAUUCAGGAUGUUGUGCUUUCCUUUUCUAAUUGGAAUCUUGGUGCAGAGCACCUUUCACCAUCCUGGUGCCUUCAAGGUAUAUUUGGAUUCCUUUGUCCAUCAGUCCCAGACAGCACAGCUUAUUGAGAUGAAACUGCUUUGGCUCACCUUCAGCACAUCUGGCUGGGCUGAUGAGAGUUGUAUUUCAAAAUAUCUGGAAGGCAUCAAGCUUGAAAAAGAUCGAAAUGGAGCAAUAACCAACUCCUGGCAGUUUUUCCUGGAAGCCAAGCAAGUUGAUUUUUCCCUUCAGUAUUGACUUCACUUGACCUUGAAUGGAUGACUUUGAACUAAAGGUUAUGGCCUGCAUAUAGAAAGAUGGAAUAUACAUUUUAAAAAAAUAAUGAUCAUAAGAUACAUGACUGCUGAUGAAAAUGGAAGGCAUAGAUCUAGCGUCCCCUCCUUGCAACAUAUACUACAGAAGUAGCCAACACGAUGCCCUCUGGGUUUUGUUGGGCUACAGGUCCCAUAAUUUCUGACCGUUAGCUAUGCUGACUGGGGUUGAUGGGACUUGUGCAUUUCCAGGCUCCUUAAUCAACUGUCUUAGGGCUUAGCUGUCUCUUGAGAGCCUACAGCAGCUUCUUACUUUUGGCGCAUCAACCUAGAAUUUUAUUUACUCUGCAUUUAACUGGAGUGUUAAGGGCACUGGAGAAAUGGGAACUAACACACACACAGGGCAAGAAAGGCCCAAGCACACAACAUAUCUGGAGGUGAAGACUGUUUUUGUGCUGGCAAAGUGUAAAACAAUGGAGAACAAAUUAGCCUGCUACUUUUCUGAACUCAACCUUCUGAAUGUCAGUUUGAUUCAAAUCACAAUUGGGAAGAGAGCGUGGUUGCACUCAAGUCCCGCUUGGUGGUUUCCUGUAAGCAUCUGGUUGGCCACUGUGAGGACAGAAUGCUGGAUUAGAUUGGCCUCUGGCCUGAUCCAGCAGGGUUGCUCUUCUUAGGUUUUUUAGUAGCAUACAAGAAUGUCAGGAAGACAGCAGGCUCAGUUUAUGAACAUACCAGUCUAUAGCUGUAGUGGAAUUUUGGGGGUGCUAAUACUGAAUUCAGAAUAGAAGUUUGCUGUGCUUGUUCAAACUUCUCCUGUCUUCUCUUUCUUGUAGAUGUCUUCAGCCAUCUUAGACAUGCAGUUUUCUCUUAAGAGGGUAAGUCUGUAUUUGUUAAUCUACCAGUAGCAUUUUUCUAUAGGACAGCCUUCCUCAACCUGGUGUUUGGACUACAGUUCCCAUCAGCCCCAGCACGCAUAGCCAAUGGCCAAGGAAUAGAAGAUAGCACAAAACAUCUGGAGGGCACCAGGUUACAGAAGGCUGCUCCAGAGUACGUACUUCAGGGCAGGCUUCUCUCAAUAUUUACUAAAUAUGUUAUGAUUUUGAGUCUUCCUUCCUGCUCCCAUAAGAUGUUUGUGUUCCCCAUACUCAUGGGAGUCUGCCAGCUUUCAUGACUUAAUGGAAAGGGAAACAAAAGUUGAUGCCUAUUUCUAUUCUUGGUUCUGUGAGCAGCAGGAGGUGUUUGUGAGCACUACAAAUGGCCUGGUCCAGCUCUCCCUGUAUCGCUGUGAACACUAUGGCAAAACCUGCACCGAAUGCUGCCUGGCUAGAGAUCCCUACUGCACCUGGGAUGGCAGGUCCUGCAGGCCCUACUUGCUCACAAAAAAAAGGUGAGUUCUCACCUUGUCCUUCUCUCCCUUCUUUAGCGUGCCGUCUCUGUCCUCCAUACACUUCCUAGUACUCUUUAGUUGGCAUAGUUGGAAUGGGGAUCACCAUCUAUACACGAGCAUGUGCUAUGGCUGUGUAUACUGGAUGGCCUGUCUGGAGUUCUCUUUAGAUCAUAUGACUUGAGCAUCAAACAUUUAAGUUGGACUGUCUGUAAAUCCUGACCUUCCCUAACCCAACCAGCAUCCAAACUUAGGUCCCUUACUACAUUCUAUAUAGGGCUCCCAUCCCAGCCAUUUUCUUGCCUAGGCACCUUCUGGCUGUGGGGAAAGUAGAACACUGGCCAUUAGCUUGAGCCAUGCUGUGGGAAAGUUAUGUAGAAGCCUAGAAUUUAGCUUUCCUUUGCCAGAUGGUCAUCAGAUCAUUGCAGGAAAAAGGUGCACGGGGGGUGGGGGGCAGGAUGCAGAAAUAGAGCACCAGAUCCAAUCAGCCCCAGCCAGCACAGAAAUAGUCAGAAAUGAUGGGAGUUAGAGUCUACCAACUUCUGGAGGGCCACUGGUUAGCUAUCCUUACUAUAUAAGGUGAGGUGCUCAGCACUUCACCUUGCUGGAAUGGAGAAGGAAUGGUGAAGAUGCACUGCCUCCUGUGCAAAGCAACACAAAAACAACUGGAGAUGAAUUCGGUGAAGACUGAAGAACUGGGGCCGCCACUCCAUUCCCGAGCCAUACUAUCCCUUCAUGCCAUUUUCGCGUGCACUGCCUGUUAGGCCAAGCCCACUAGUCUCCUUAAAAGAAUCCAGAUGUUCCUGAACAUCUCUGAAACCUGGCUAAGCAUAUGCACCAACUUUCUUCCCUGCAGGCGAGCCCAAUGCCAAAAUGUGCUGGAGGCCAAUCCGAUCAGCCAGUGCCAGGACACUGCAAAAGGUGAGUCAAAGGGCACUCUACUGGGCACACCAAUGGUGUGCUAAGCCCACACCAAGCAGCAAGAGCCCACCGCUGUUCAGUCCUGGGGAAAAGGUAAAAAACAACUUAACAGCAUCCCUUGCGCCAAAGCAGGCUUUAGUGUACCUCAGCCUUAGUUCUUGCCAGAAGUUUAUGCAGCCUCCUCCUGAUCACUCUCAGUGCUGCCAGGGUGAUUUACCCACAAAACACAUGCUUAAGUGGAGGUGGUUUAAACACAGAGCCCAAGAAAGACCACCUGGGAAGUGGCACUCAUCUCAUUCAAAGUGCCAUGUUGAUUUACAUUGAGUUUUGCUGCUGUCAGGAGCCAUUAGUGAUUAAUUUAGCCACAGCUGCUCAAAAGCUGGACAUAUUGAGGUGCUCACCUGAGUUUCCAUAAACACUGUCAGCUCUGGAUUUAGGCACAGAAGUUAAUGUAAACCCAACAUUUGGUUCUGGUUUGUGCAGGCUCCAACAUACGGGAUUCAUGUUACUUUGCAAGGGAUCCUUAUCCUGCACCUUUAACGCAGGCCUUUACUCUGAGCCUCUGUAGGUGUAAAGUAACACAUUUAUCAUUGCACACUUCCAUUAUAGUGACUCCCACUUUGGACUUGGCUAAUGCUUCACUCUAAAUUACCCACCUGCAAAAACUGUAGAUAAGCGACUCCCUCUGUUUUGCACUCUCAGAAGGGAAAUAAGUUUCUCUAAACCCAUACAUACAAUGCCACCACCUUUACAUUUUCUCUUCCCAAGUAGUAGCUGGGUAGUAGUUAAAAUAAAUAUUUCAAAUGAAAUUCAAAGUGGUACAUAGUAUCUGAAACAAAACAUAUACACAACACAUUGGAAGUUUGCAGUGGGGAUUACUUCUUCCUACUAUAUUAACAAUUUUUGUAUUUGCUCAUCAAAUUUGCAGAUGACACCAAAUUGGGAGGGGUAGCUAAUGCCACAGAAGACAGAAUCAGAAUUCAAAAUGACCUUAACAGAUUGGAGAACUGGGCGCAAGCUAACAAAAUGAAUUUCAGUAGGGACAAAUGUAAGGUUCUACACUUAGGCUGGAAGAACCAGAUGCACAAAUAUAGGCUGGGGGACACCUGGCUUACUAGCAGUACAUGUGAAAAGGAUCUAGGGUUCUUGGUGGACCACAAGCUUAACAUGAGUCAACAGGGGUGCCAACUUGAAUAAAAUAUUGUGGGGGCCCUGGUAAGCCCCACUCCACAUAAUUGUUCACAUGGUGCAGUGCACACACACCUUUUGAAUGAGAAUGCCCGUCAACUUUGCGGGGGCCAGGCCCCCUCAAAUAUUUUAUUGUGGGGGCCAAAGACCCACGGCCCCUGGGAGUUGGCUCCUAUGUGAGUCAAUAGUGUGGUGCAGCAGCAAAGGCUACAUCAACAGAAGUAUAGUGUCCAGAUCAAGGGAAGUAAUAGUACCACUCUAUUCUGCCUUGGUCAGACCACACCUGGAAUACUGUGUCCAAUUCUGGGCACCACAAUUCAAGAAGGAUGUUGACAAGCUGGAACAUGUGCAGAAGAGGGCAACCAAGAUGAUCAGUGGUCUGGAAAGUAAGCCUUAGGAGGAGCGCUUGAAGGAGCUGCUAUGUUUAGUCAGGAAAAGAGAGGGGUGAGAGAUGUGAUAGUCAUCUUCAAAUAUCUUAAGGGCUGUCACACAGAAGAGGAAGCAUGCUUAUUUUCUCCUGCUGUUGAGGGUAGGUCAUGAACCAAUGGCUUCAAGCUACAAGAAAGGAGAUUUCGAUUAAACACGAGGAAGGACUUUCUGACAGUAAGAGCUGUUCAGCAGUGGAACAGACUCCCACAAGAGGUGGUGGACUCUCCUUUCUUGGAGGUUUUUAAGCAGAGGUUGGAUGGCCACCUGCCAUAGAUGCUUUAGCUGAGAUUCCUACAUUGCAGGGGGUUGGACUAGAUGACCCUUGGGUCCCCUCCAACUCUAAGAUUAUUUGAUUCUAUGAUUUAGUGCAAAACGCAAAAAAACAAAAAAACACCCUCCUUGAUCAGUGAUUCCCAAGAGCAACUAUGUGUAACUGUGGUUAUGACUAUGUGCAACUGUCAGAGACUGUAUUUGCUGUAGUUAAGAGCAAAGUUUGUAUCAGAGCCCCAGUGAAAAUUGAAGUGGGAAGGUUAUAUGCUUCCUUCUCCAGCUGUGGCCAUCCUGUUGGUGUAAACACAUUUCAAGGGGCUCCUGUCCAUCAAGAGCAGCUCUGAGGCAGAGACAGGCAGGGCUUCAAUGGUAAGAAGGUGAGAAAUCCCCAUUUGGCAAGCUGAACUCGGCUGGUGGGUCUUAGGAUCUAAGCCAAUUGAUAUUAACUGUGGAGGAGACAUACAACCCCACUGUUUAUACAGGUGUUUAAACUCAGGAGAGCACAUACACCCUCCAGCUAAACUGCACGAAGGCACUUCACCACCUCUUUCUCUUAACUUCUGAGGGGGAAGAGGCCAGUGAACAAUUAGUCAACUCUUUUGAGAUGGUAAUAAACAUCUUCAACUUCCUUGCAGGAAAGCAUUUAAUGAUUACCAGAGUUUAAACAUUAAAUGUUAAGUUCAAGUCCCCAGCACAAAUAGUGGGUAGGGGGACUGGGGCUUUACAAAGCACAAGGUAGCUGUGCUUGUCCACAAGAUAAAACUUGAAAAUCCACAUUCAGGCAAUUCCUUUGCAAGGACCAGUCAAAAUGCCUCCAAAACGUGGAAAGCUGUCCGGUUCUCUAGAACUCUUCAUCAGACAAGAUGUUGCACAAAGCAGGGGGUGGAGAAGUUAGAAACAUGAGGUUGGAUAUUGUAGCCAUGAGGUCUGCAUGUACAAGAUGUGCACAGUAUUGUGUACUAUAGCCAACCCAGAUUGUUGCUGAGGGCGGGGGGAAUGAAUGCAAAGAACUGCAGAAUAAAUCAAGACAGUCCCACAGGGUUCAGGGAGCAACUAAUUAGUGCUCAGUCUGCAUAGCUGAAAAGAUAGUAUUUUGCACAACACAAGGGGCAAUGACCCUGUUUAUCACUUCCCACAAUACCAAGGAGCCGGUGUUGAAUGCUACUGCACACAGAGCUCAGGGAAAGAACAAGAAGUCUCAUGAGGUUUUGCAAAUGGCCUUCACCAGUAUUUAGAAUUCUGAGUCUGGAAGCAUUCGCCAGUCAUGAAUACUACAUAACUUACAAGAUCCCAGGAAUGCUGAAUACCAACAGUCAAGAAGUUGUUGAUACUGCAAAUAUCUAAUCCUCUAUACAUGUGGGAAGGCUCUUUUCAUAUACCAUAACUCACUAAUGGAAGAGGCGAGAUAUUUGUUGAGUUUCUGAGCAAGUCAUUAUAAUGAGGGCUAAUUCAAGCACAGAGCUCACAGAGACUUUGGUUCAUCCAGGUGGGUACAGUAUAGUGCUAUACAACUUAUAAAUGCCCUGCAUGUGCUCUUUGAAAGCCUACUUUUAAGUCACUGUAAACUGUCAUCAAAAUGACAGUUUUAGUAUGUAACUUUGGGAAUACAUAAGACACACGUGUGUGUGUGUGUGUCUCUCUGUGUGUAUGUAUCUGGCAUUAUGUAUUUAAAACACCCAUGUGUUAUUUAUUUAAUAUUUGAAAUAGUCUUGAGUUUCCACUUUUAUUUUGAUUUUUUUUAAAGUAUUUGUCUAUCUCUGCACUUGAGAAAAUUAAAUAAUCAUUUGAAGAAAACUAACUGCUACAUGAAGGGGAAAGGGGUUAUUGUGCUGUCUGACUGUAGCCAUUUUGAGUCCUCUAUUUGUAUUUACAGUCAUACCUUGGAAGUUGAACAGAAUCCUUUCCGGAAGUCCGUUUUGACUUCCAAAACAUUUGAAAACCAAAGCGCAACUUCUGGUUGACUGCAGGAAGCUGCUGCAGUCAAUCGGAAGCCGCGGAAGCCCCGUCGGACAUUCAGCUUCCAAAAUAAUGUUUGAAAACUGCAACAGUCAGGAGCCAAAACAUUCAAGAACUAGGCUGUUUGACUUCCAAGGUACGACUGUACACUGCAGAAAGUAAAUCAGGUAUAGCUUUCCCUAACAGAGGCAUAAUGGCACUAACUAGUACAAUAUAUAAAAUAUAGGAAGCGGCACUAUACAGUCAAUUUGUUGGUCUAACUCUGCAUGAUUUAUAGUGAUUGGCAGUGCCUCUGCUGGUUUCAGGGCCAGGGCCUUUCCCUACCAGGAGAUGCCAGGGACUGAAAUCAUCUGCUUGGCCCACCGAGCUACAGCACUUUCUCUCAGGAAAGCUACAGAAAUGGGACGGAGGGUGGUGGACUGCAUUCUAGAGAACCUGCAUGGUUCUUCCAAAAACCCAUUUCUAAGAGUAAUGACCACAGAAUUGGUGGGGGGUAGGUAUGCUAGGGCUGACAUGCUAAGGUUUGGAGGCGUAGAGAGAACUGCUUGCCUUUUGCUACAGGCUUUUCAUUUGAGAGCGUGUUCCACAAAAAGCUUGUGUAGAGGGUAAGACAGUUCCCCACUCCUUCUAGUCACACAACCCCAUCUCUGUCCUUUUCACACAGGAAUAUCUAUGGCUGAAGAAAAGGUGGUGUUUGGUGUACAGAACAACUCAACUUUUCUUGAGUGCCUUCCACGUUCCCCGCAGACGGCUAUCCGUUGGCUUGUGCAGCACAGCAAUGCACCAGUCCUAGAGGAGGUAUAGCAGUGGGGAAGGAGACGGGGUUGUGGAGUCGUUUCUUUGGGCCCUGGGGAGCCAUGGGAACAAAGGGUUUCAUUACUGUGCAGGGAAAGGAGAAAGAAUGUGUUUAAAUCAUUUAUUUUAGACAUUUAUUUAUAUACCACUUAAUCAUCGGCAUUGCUAAGAGCUGCCUUUCUUCUGGCCAGACUGCUAAACAAGCAGAUAUUGUUCCUUGCAGAUUGGGAGCAUGGGCCGCUUUUCAAUCCUAGAGCAAGGGCUGCUGAUUAAUCAGUUGACCCAGGAGGAUGCUGGGCUCUACCAGUGCCAAGGGACGGAGCACUCCUUCUCCCAGACCCUCACCUACUACAGCCUGCGCAUCAUUGGGCACCAGGCCAUGGAGGCUUUCACCACCAGGCGGAGCAAGAGCACAGAAGCAGCAGGAGGCCCACACGGCACCAUCCCUGCGUCAGAGCUGCAGCUGCAUUACAAAGGGUACUCAUGGGCCAUGGGCGCCCCUGGCACUAAUUUGGAUGAGCUUUGCGAUGCUCUCCAGCGGAGGAAAAGGCGGAGACAGAAAGGAUGGAGCCCAAAGUGGCAGCAGCAUCCUUUAGAAAGCAAGAGAGGCAGAGUCCGUCGGCAGCCUGGGCCCCUGUAA
Messenger RNA from Podarcis lilfordi (Lilford's wall lizard), 25203 nucleotides. The record is from the annotation of a GenBank genome assembly. NCBI's taxonomy places the organism in Eukaryota, Metazoa, Chordata, Lepidosauria, Squamata, Lacertidae.